This is a messenger RNA of Anopheles coluzzii, 2121 nucleotides long. RefSeq lists its product as uncharacterized. The transcript is spliced from 5 exons. NCBI's taxonomy places the organism in Eukaryota, Metazoa, Arthropoda, Insecta, Diptera, Culicidae. The record is from RefSeq and is a predicted model, not a curated record. The coding region runs from base 751 to 2007 and encodes 418 amino acids. Gene Ontology annotation, molecular function: protein binding.
UAAAUUCUGAGCUAAGCAGCCCCUUAGCUGACCAAUAAACAUUAUAUGGUUUGAGUUCUUGUUGGCAAUAAAUCUAAUUUUCUUUUCAUAUUUCCGUUUCCGUUCGUAAACGUCACUCGAAUUUUAAACUUUGAAUUUCAAACCUAUGAUCCUAAUUUUAUUUUAAUGUGAGCGGAAGGCUUUUUGUUUUUUUUUUCAAACCCGUUUACUUACCUUUCCGUUUCGCAAAUAACCUUCGCUUCACUUUGGCAGUUCCGCUUCGUAAACUAUAAUAUUUGUUCAAAGCUUUUCGCAUAUUGCUUUAAGACCUGAAAUGAGCAUCAAUCGUGUGAAUGAGCACGUUAUGUGUGCGUAUGUGUUAAUGGGUUGAGUGGGGUUAUGGUUUUGCGAUUACUGGUUUGGACUCGUCAGUUACUCCAUUGCUGAAACGCCAGACACAUUCUACGGAAAUUCCCUUCUACCGUUGUAGUGAGCAGGGCUAUCAUUGAAAACCGGGUUUCAUAUGACGCUUGUAUUUUUGUAUAUUUUCUCUUUCUUCCUUCUGAUUAAAAAUAGCACCUCUCAAAAAUCCCCACGCUGUUAAAUCCAAAAUGAGGGUCUCUGCAGUCAGCUGUACAGAACGCGUUUGCACUUUUAGUGAUACAGUUGGAAGCGCAACCGUGCGCCAGUGUUAUAUUAAACAGAUCAUCAUCAACAAAUAGAAACACGAGGGAGGGGGGAACCAGUGUGUUUUACAAACAUUCCGGCAAAAUGCACGUAACCAUUCGCAUGUGUAGCAGACAAGUUGGUGGAACAUUUGGAUUACUGUGUUUGGGAUAUCUGCUUAUAAUCACACAAAUGAUUGUAGCAUCUGCUUCAUCUGAAGGAAAAACGGCCGCGGAAACACCUGAUGCACCGUAUGAAACACAAACGGCCCAAUGUACGAUCACUUCUGGGGAUAUUGAAGCUAGUGCACAAGCUUCAAUAAGCAAAACCCUUGUAGGGGUGUGUGGAACAGACGAGAUGCUGGAAGCAUUUCGAAUGCUUGAGAUUAAAAUGCUGGAAGAGAUAUAUAAUCUUCGCAAGAUGAUACGCGACCCCUAUUUUAACCCCCCGCCGCUGCGUCCGUCCAUUUACAAAUCAAUAAGAAAAUCGGCAACGUCAUCUAAUACAUCGUCCAACACAACAUUACCCCAGUCUAAUGCGGAAAGAUCCGAAGGAUCACGACUUACCGUCACAGAGUCCAACAAAAAGUCUGAGCCUACGAUACUGGCAACAACAACCCCUUCUUCGAAAGUUGUCUUUCCUGAUGACUACGACGACGAGGACGAAGAGGACAGCCAUGAGUUUUCCAACAAUGGCCCCUUGAAGGAAAAUAGUGAACUUGUGAAGAAACUAUCGUCCACCGGGUUGAACAACACUUUUUCAGCGUCUCGCAUUUCACUCGAUGAUAGAAUGUCUUCGCCAGCAGCUCCACCGAUCGAUUUUAAACCCAUCGACAAGCCCAUCGAACAGAAGUUCCUAACCGGAGGAUUGCGAGAUUAUGAGGUUUACCGGUUCAACAAUACCGUGAUAUCUUCUGGAGACGCAAAGGUAUUCAAAUAUUUUUGGAAAAUAGAACACUUUAUGCAGCGAGUUCGUUCUGCCUCGAACAUGGUAGGAGCUACCUUCUCCAGUCCGGUGUUUGUGAUUUCUGGUUUAAAUCUUCGACUUCAUGCUAAAAUUACAACGAAAUCCGUUGGCGAAAUAUUGAAUGUACAACUGGAGCAGCUAUCAGCAUCGGAUGAGGCAUUGCGGAAAACUCCGAACGUUAUUCUAGCUUCUGGCGUGCUCUAUGGACAAAUGGAAACACAAAAGUUUUUCCGUCAUAAGAUAAUGAUCCUUAAUCAGGAUAAACCAUUUAGCGAUUUGAUUUCAACAGAUCUUACCAAUACUAAUGCGAAAUUUGAAGCUCCGCUAACAGCGUUAACGGCUGAACCUUACCUUAAAGAUGACAAGUUGCUAGUAAAGGUUAUAAUUUUUCUGUAGGUGAAUUUAUGUAAUUAAACAGAAAGUAUACGAACAAGCAUGGGAAAGAAUCGAACAAUUUGUUGUUAUACAAAUAUAUUGCACCGACAGUGAUUAAAACCAUGUCAACACUAA